This is a messenger RNA of Branchiostoma belcheri (Belcher's lancelet), 3388 nucleotides long. Its product is annotated as echinoderm microtubule-associated protein-like 2. NCBI's taxonomy places the organism in Eukaryota, Metazoa, Chordata, Leptocardii, Amphioxiformes, Branchiostomatidae. The transcript has 18 exons. Gene Ontology annotation, biological process: microtubule cytoskeleton organization. The record is from RefSeq and is a predicted model, not a curated record. Gene Ontology annotation, molecular function: microtubule binding. The coding region runs from base 674 to 3208 and encodes 844 amino acids. Gene Ontology annotation, cellular component: mitotic spindle.
AGACGAUCUCGUGGACAAUCACGUGUAGACAUAUCCCUGGUAAAUGAGAGGAUAGCCCCGGGGCUUGUUGUCAUGGUAACGGCGUUAUUGUCCGGUCGUCACAUGGAGCCGAGGAAGGCAGCAAAACAACAAUAAACACUAGACGCCACCGAUAUUACCAAAUAAUACGCACAAUCUAAUCUUGUUGUUUUUAUUCUGCUACCCAAAUAAUUUUAAACGAAAUAUCUGAUAACGAUCUGUAAUAAGAAUGGUUGAAAAACGGCUGAGAAAAUUGCUUGAGGAAGGACGUCCUUUUGUCGCCCUCCUUGUACACAUGAAACACCUGCAUUGUACAUUACUGGUGUCCCGCACUUGUGGAUGAGCAAUGUAGCAUGUAGGUUCACUUCAAGUGAGGUAUCGUGCUAUGUAAACAUCGCUGGAGGGCUGGAUUUUAGUGAAGGUUAGGUACAAUGUUAUUCGGGCCCGCCCACAUGCGGAUCACCGUUGCUAUGUGAUACAGAGAACGUUUCUACCAGCAACACAACACCAUUUCCCAUACCGACUGCAUCGGUGUCUGGAAGGAAUGAACGUGCUUUGUGAAGGGUUCGAGUUACAGCCGUUUAUUUGCUUGACGUUGUAAACACCAAGAAAACACACAACGUUACGAGUAGUAGGAUCUUCGGGAAACGCGUCCAUGGAACAGAGACGGGGUCGGCGGCGGAGAUCGACUUCUCCGGCCAAGCGGCGCGGGGCCAGUCGCGCCAGGUCGCCGCCCAGAGACGGCACACGGUCCGCCCCACCGGACUACGGGCACCCGGGCUCGUCCUCCGAGUCAGGCUCUUCAACGGCUCGAUCGAAGAGCCCUGACCGGCCAUGGAAGGGACCGGGGAUGGGACCUGGUAUGGUGCGAAUGUACCUGAAAGGUAGGCCCAUCGCCAUGAUCGCCCCCCAAGAAGCGGGUCAAGUGGACCUGUCCAGGGAGUCCAAGCCACCCAGAGAACAGCUACAGCUGGAGUGGGUUUAUGGCUACCGAGGGAGAGACUGCCGAGCCAACCUGUACCAGCUGGCCUCAGGGGAAGUGGUGUACUUCAUAGCGGCUAUUGUGGUCAUCUAUGACCCAAAGAGACACACACAGAGACACUAUCUCGGUCAUAAUGACGACAUCAAAUGCAUAUCCGUCCAUCCAGACAGAGUUUUAGUGGCCAGCGGACAAGUCGGAGGCCACGACAGAAGUGAAGAGCUUCCUUGCUAUGAGAGAUUUGAUCCUUACUAUAAGAAUGCUGAUGAAAAUAACUGGUACAAGCCUCACAUUCGCAUCUGGGACUCCAGAACACUACACACCUUACAAGUCAUCGGAGCCGGGAAGCUGAGACUGGGAGUCUGUGCUGUUUCAUUUUCUGUCGCUGAUGGCGGUGCAAAGUUAGCAGUGGUAGAUGAAUCCGGCAGUGGCCAUAUGCUGCGGAUGUGGGACUGGAAAAACAACACCAUGUUGGGGGAGGCAAAGGCAACAACAGAGCCUUUGCAUGUGGCUGCGUUCAACCCGGUAGACAGCAGGCAGCUGGUUACAGCUGGGAAAUUCCACCUGGCUUUUUGGCACCUGAGAAAAGAUGGCGUCUUCAACAAGAAGAACGGCAUAUUUGACGACCUGAAGGCCAAGUUUGUACAUUGUAUUGCAUUCACACAUACGGGUGACGUCGUCACAGGUGACUCAAAAGGCAACAUCCUUCUAUGGAAGAAAGAUACAAACCGUAUCAGCCAUGCUAUAAUGGGUGCUCACAAGGGCGGGGUGUUGGCGCUGCACACACUGAGAGGAGGCCUGGCACUGGUGUCAGGAGGGAGCGACAAGAGAGUGGUCUUAUGGGACGGUGCUCUGCAGGCACCGCUCAAAGUCAGCCAGAUUCCCGCGGGAUUGGGAGGUGUACGGUCCAUAUGUGCGUGGGAUCAUGGGAAACAUGCAGCUGAGAACGUGGUGUUCGUCGGGACGCUUGGGAACGGGAUCUGCAAAGGCGAGAUUGGGAGGGACUUUACAUCUGUCCUGGAGGGACAUAUGGAGGAGCUAUGGGGCCUUGCCACCCACCCGUUUGCGCCCAUGUUCGUGACGUGUGACUACUCCAAACAGGUGGUUCUCUGGAACGCCAUGAAGAGGGAGCCCAUGUGGAGAAAAUCCAUAAAGUAUGCAGCACAGUCUGCUGACAUCUACCCUACUGGAAGAAUCAUUGCAGUCGGAACUACUUCUGGAAGGUGGUGUGUGCUGGAUGCUAUGACCUCAGAUAUCAUCUAUGAGCGCAGAGACGGUGCUGAACAGUUGGACUGCCUCGUGUACUCCCCGAACGGGAGACUGUUGGCCGUCGGGUCCCACGACAACUUCAUCUACAUCUAUGCUGUGUAUGACGAUGGCAGAGAUUACAAGAAACUAGGCCGUCUGGAGGGGCACUCCAGUUUUGUCACACACCUGGACUGGUCGUCAGACAGCCGGUUCCUCCAGAGCACAUCCGGGGACUACGAGCUGCUGUACUGGGACGUCAUCACGCUACGUCACGUCGGCCACGUGUCCGCCAUGACUGACGUUACCUGGAACACGUACACAUGCGUCUUUGGUUAUAACGUGUUUGGGAUGUGGCCAGAGGGAGCGGAUGGAACUGACGUUAACGCAUGCGCAGCUUCAAAUGACCGUACCAUGCUAGCGUCAUCAGAUGACUUCGGCAAAGUCAACCUGUUCAAGUUCCCCUGCUGUACACAUAAGAGUGCUGGUCACAUCUACCCAGGACACAGCAGUCACGUGACGUGUGUGCGGUUCCUGUAUGACGACAGCUACCUGCUAUCAACAGGUGGUGCUGACUGUGCAGUCUUCCAGUGGAGAGUGGUGGGCAAGAAUGGGAGACCCAGACCUACCAAAACUGUCACAAAUGCUACAAGGAAGGAGACAAGUUUUGCAUCUCCCCGACCUGACCGUCCACUGAAGAACACAAAUAAACACAGGACAGCCAAACUGAGAGAUGCGGAAACACAGACCAGCCGGCCGACCACGCCCACUGCUGCUAAGCGACCAAUCAGGGAAGAGAGCAGAAAAGUUGUCAGCGAAUCAAAAGCCACCUUCUCUACCGGGUCUUUGCCAAUGAAGGACGAGAACAGGAAUGUUCUUUCAGAACUGCAAAAGACAGAAAAUACGGACUCUGAGGAACAGAAGUUGAUUCAGCAGCUAGUGGAUGACAUUUUUGCCUCAAGUUAAAAUAAUAGCUACAUCUAUAGCAAAUUUCAAAGCCAGAUAGUAUCUAUUUGCUUUGAUUUAUUCAACAAGAAGAACUCAUUCCUAAGUUCAAGGCAAAAAAUCACUUUUAUUAUGUUUUAUACUCUUCGAAAGUGCUGCACAAUAAACUUUACUUGAUCAGUAUAUUGAUUUAUUUCUUUG